Messenger RNA from Monodelphis domestica (gray short-tailed opossum), 2782 nucleotides. Lineage: Eukaryota; Metazoa; Chordata; Mammalia; Didelphimorphia; Didelphidae. The record is from RefSeq and is a predicted model, not a curated record.
AUGGAGUUGCGAGUGGGGCUGGACCAUGACUGGGGCACCUUUAAUCUCCCCUUUUUUUAUAUCACUGGAACAGACCUAGUAAUGAGAAUUCAUGUUGGAGAAAACCCUUGUCAAUGCAAUGACGGUGGGAAAGGUUUCCAUCAUAGGUCAAAAGUUAACAUACAUCGGAGGGCACAUACUAGAAAAAAUCCUUAUCAAUGCAAUGACUGUGGGAAAAUGUUUAUUAAUGACUCAAAACUUAUUUUACAUCAGAGGAUACAUACUGGUGAGAAGCCUUUUAAAUGUAAUGAUUGUGGGAAAGUCUUCAGUCAUAGGUCAAAACUUAUUAUACACCAGAGAAUUCAUACUGGUGAGAAACCUUUUAAAUGUCAUGAUUGUGGGAAGGCCUUUAUUCGGAGUUCCCACCUCCUUCAACACCAGAGAAUUCAUACUGAUGAGAAGCCAUUUAAAUGUGAUGAUUGUGGGAAGGCCUUUAAGCAGAAUUCCCACCUCCUUCAACACCAGAGAAUUCAUACUGGUGAGAAGCCAUUUAAAUGUGAUGAUUGUGGGAAGGCCUUUAAUCAGAAUUCCAACCUCUCUGUUCACCAAAGAAUUCAUACUAGUGAGAGGCCAUUUCAAUGUAAUGAUUGUGGGAAGGCCUUUAAUCGGAGUUCCCACCUCCUUCAACACCAGAGAAUUCAUACUGGUGAGAAGCCAUUUAAAUGUGAUGAUUGUGGGAAGGCCUUUAAUCAGAGUUCCCACCUCUUUAAACACCAGAGAAUUCAUACUGGUGAGAAGCCAUUUCAAUGUCAUGACUGUGGGAAGGCCUUUAAUCAGAGCUCCCACCUCCUUCAACACCAGAGAAUUCAUACUGGUGAGAAGCCAUUUAAAUGUCAUGAUUGUGGGAAGGCUUUUAAUCAGAAUUCCAACAUCUCUGUUCACCAAAGAAUUCAUACUAGUGAGAGGCCAUUUCAAUGUAAUGAUUGUGGGAAGGCCUUUAAACAGAGUUCCCACCUCCUUCAACACCAAACAAUUCAUACAGGUGAGAAGCCAUUUCAAUGUCAUGAUUGUGGGAAGGCCUUUAAUCAGAGUUCCCACCUCCUUCAACACCAGAGAAUUCAUACUGGUGAGAAGCCAUUUGAAUGUCAUGAUUGUGGGAAGGCCUUUAAUCAGAAUUCCAACCUCUCUGUUCACCAAAGAAUUCAUACUAGUGAGAGGCCAUUUAAAUGUAAUGAUUGUGGGAAGGCCUUUAAUCAGAGUUCACACCUCCUUCAACACCAGAGAAUUCAUACUGGUGACAAGCCUUUUAAAUGUAAUGAUUGUGGUAAGGCCUUCAGUCAAAGGUCAAAACUUAUUAUACAUCAGAGAAUUCAUACAGGUGAGAAGCCUUUUAAAUGUAAUGAUUGUGAGAAGGCCUUUAAUCGGAGUUCCACCCUCCUUAAACAUCAGAGAAUUCAUACUGGUGAGAAGCCAUUUAAAUGUAAUGAUUGUGGGAAGGCCUUUAAUCAGAAUUCCCACCUCCUUCGGCACCAGAGAAUUCAUACUGGUGAGAAGCCUUUUAAAUGUAAUGAUUGUGGGAAGGCUUUUAAUCAGAAUUCCAACAUCUCUGUUCACCAAAGAAUUCAUACUAGUGAGAGGCCAUUUCAAUGUAAUGAUUGUGGGAAGGCCUUUAAACAGAGUUCCCACCUCCUUCAACACCAAACAAUUCAUACUGGUGAGAAGCCAUUUCAAUGUCAUGAUUGUGGGAAGGCCUUUAAUCAGAGUUCCCACCUCCUUCAACACCAGAGAAUUCAUACUGGUGAGAAGCCAUUUGAAUGUCAUGAUUGUGGGAAGGCCUUUAAUCAGAAUUCCAACCUCUCUGUUCACCAAAGAAUUCAUACUAGUGAGAGGCCAUUUAAAUGUAAUGAUUGUGGGAAGGCCUUUAAUCAGAGUUCACACCUCCUUCAACACCAGAGAAUUCAUACUGGUGACAAGCCUUUUAAAUGUAAUGAUUGUGGUAAGGCCUUCAGUCAAAGGUCAAAACUUAUUAUACAUCAGAGAAUUCAUACUGGUGAGAAGCCUUUUAAAUGUAAUGAUUGUGAGAAGGCCUUUAAUCGGAGUUCCACCCUCCUUAAACAUCAGAGAAUUCAUACUGGUGAGAAGCCAUUUAAAUGUAAUGAUUGUGGGAAGGCCUUUAAUCAGAAUUCCCACCUCCUUCGGCACCAGAGAAUUCAUACUGUUGAGAAGCCUUUUAAAUGUAAUGAUUGUGAGAAGGCCUUUAAUCGGAGUUCCAUCCUCCUUAAACACCAGAGAAUUCAUACUGGUCAGAAGCCAUUUAAAUGUAAUGAUUGUGGGAAGGCCUUUAAUCAGAAUUCCAACCUCCUUCAGCACCAGAGAAUUCAUACUGGUGAGAAGCCAUUUCAAUGUCAUGAUUGUGGGAAGGCCUUUAUUCGGAGUUCCACCCUCCUUAAACACCAGAGAAUUCAUACUGGUGAGAAGCCAUUUAAAUGUAGUGAUUGUGGGAUGGCCUUUAACCAGAGUUCAAAUUUAAUUGUCCAUCAGAGAAUUCAUACUGGAAAGCUUAUUAAAAAAUCAUGAAUGUGGUAAAGAUUUUAAUGAGAGAACAAACUUCCUGGUACAUCAGAGAAUUCACACUGGUGAGGAACCUUAUAAAUAUGAAGGCUGUGAGAAAGUCCUCAGUUUUCAGUCAUAUUUUCUUGAUCAUCAGAGGGCCCAUAUUGGUGAGAAACUUUAGUAAUGUGAUGAAUAUGCCAAAGGGCUCUGUAAGCAUCUAGUACUCAUUGAUCAUCUGAUCAUGUUAUAU